CCUAGGCAAUAAUUAAGCAGGCAAAAGCCCUCUUUAAUAACUGCCUAAAAAAUGUGUUGGAUUAGGAGGUCAUCACUGUAAUAAUAAAGAGGAGGCUGGUGGAGAGCCCCUCCCUCUCUGGCCCUGAUCUCCUCCCCCUCUCACUUGCCCUGCCCAAGCCCAAGAGAGGAAUCCAAGCUGCUGCAUUGACGGCGGCGGCGGCGGCGGCGGCGAGGAGAUCGGGAGCAAUGGCGGAGGAGGCGGCGGCAGGCGGGCUGUACUACUGCCACAUGUGCGCUUCGACGGUGAGCGCCGUGGCGGCGGCGGAGGGGGAGGUGGAGAUCAAGUGCCCGUACUGCCACAGCGGCUUCGUCGAGGAGAUCGAGUCCGCGCGCGGCGUCGCCACCGGCGGCGGCGGCGCGAUCUCCUCCGUCUGGGCCCCCAUCAUCGACGGCAUGGUUGGCGGCGGCGGCGGCGACGCCGUCCGCCGCCACCGCCGCAGCCGUCGCCUCGCGGACGCCGCCGGCGCGGACGACGGCUACUACCGCGACCUGGCCCUCCUCGACUUCUCCGAGAGCCGGCGGCGCACCGCCGCGCUGCUGCUGCUCAUGCAGGAGUUUCGGGAGCGCCAGCUCCAGCGCCUCGAGUCCGCCACCGCCACGAUCUCCGCCGCCGCGGCCGAGGCCGGCGCCGUCGUCGGGACCUCGAGAGACGCGGAGGGCGUGGCGCUGGCCGACUACUUCCUCGGCCCCGGCCUGGACGCCCUGAUGCAGCGGGUGGGCGACGGCGACGCGGGGCGGCAGGGCACGCUCCCGGCCAAGAAGGAGGCCGUGGAGUCCAUGCCGACGGUGGAGGUGGCCGCCGGGGGCGACUGCGACUCCGCCUGCGCCGUCUGCCUCGAGGACUACGCCGCCGGCGAGCGCGCCACGGAAAUGCCGUGCCGGCACAGGUUCCACGCCAAGUGCAUCGUGCCGUGGCUCAAGAUGCACAGCUCCUGCCCCGUCUGCCGCUUCCAGCUCCCCACCGACGACGACGACGACUCCUCCAAGUCCGCACGCGGCGGCGCCGCCCACUCCGGCGGCGGCCGGCGGUUGUCCCAGCCGGCGCCGCGGGUCGACGGGGGAGGCCUGGGCAGGUUGCCGGCCGUGAUGCAGGAGCUCAGGAGCAUCCUCUCCCAGCCGUCGCCGGCGUCGACUUCCGGCAGCAGCUCGCACGCGCAGCAGCACAGCGACGAGUGAUGACGACUCAGGAUGGUCGCCGGUCACCGGCGGUGCUGCUGCUCCGGCGACCGGCGGAGGAGCUCAUGGUUUUGCAACUUUGACAAUGUACAUAAUCCGGGGUUCGUCGUCGCUGUGGUGACUGGCUUUGGUGCCAAUGGAACUUCAUUUUUCCUCGUCUCCCCUUUCUUUAGCAAUCAUCUUGUGAUAUAUCCCAUGAUUUUAAUAUACAAUUUGCGUUCGGCGGAAAAUGGAGUAUAUUAGUGGCGUGUAUAUGAACUCUGCAUGAUGCUAAUCAAGUUCAAGGUUGCACCGGUGUCCUGAACACAAA
This is a messenger RNA of Oryza sativa Japonica Group (Japanese rice), 1527 nucleotides long. RefSeq names its product E3 ubiquitin-protein ligase SIRP1-like. Gene Ontology annotation, cellular component: cytoplasm. NCBI's taxonomy places the organism in Eukaryota, Viridiplantae, Streptophyta, Magnoliopsida, Poales, Poaceae. Gene Ontology annotation, biological process: protein ubiquitination. Gene Ontology annotation, molecular function: ubiquitin protein ligase activity. The record is from RefSeq and is a predicted model, not a curated record.